AAAGUAGACGAUUGGCAAGCCUUGUUUGUGAGGAGAUUUACCUCAGACAAGAAUUGUCAUCAGGAAGUUUGGUGCAAGUUCACUAUCAAACAGACAAAAUGCCCAAAUGGAAUGUUGAAAAGUUGAUAACUUUAGUACAAGAAAGGCCCGAGCUAUGGGACACUCGCUCCUCCGCCUAUCAGGACCGCGUACGGAAGGAGAUCUCAUGGGAGAAAGUGGCCCGUCGCCUCAAGCCACGCGAGUGGGAUAAAGAGGAUAACAGAGGUCGUGCAGAACUAGUGAAAAAUGUCAAGGUCCGCUGGAACAGCUGCAGGGACCAGUUCCGGAGGGAGCUCAACGAAAAGGGCCGCAGCGGAGAAGGGACAUCCCGCAAAAGGCCCUACAUCUAUACUCAGCAGCUGAGCUUCCUUCGUCCGGUGAUGGAGUUGAGGCCAACUGUGGACAAUCUGGAGGACAGUGAAGAAACCCCUGCUGUAUUUUCCCCGGAAUCCAGCCCCCAACAUUCCCCAGUGUUGGAAUCCACUGAACCACCCAUGGGAACCAGUGGUGGGGAACCUGAAAGGCCUGAAACAAGACCACAGCCCAGGAGGAGGAGGAAUGCCCGUCAGUCGUCCUCUGAGCUAGCGAAUCGGGAAAUGAUAGAUGCCCGAGUCAUCCAGUUCCUAGCUCAGAGGAGGACUGAUGGGCAUGAAGAAACUAUGCUUAGGGGGCUUGCGCCAAUGCUGAAGCUCGUUCCCCAAGCGAGCCAGCAACAAUGUGUGGCCUCCCUUUUGUUGGUCCUUAAAAUGUUCUCCCUGCCAUACCAGGGAGACAUUUUAGGGGAUAUCAACAAUUUAUUGCAUAAAUAUAUGGUGGCUACGAAUCAGCAGCCACCAACAUUUCAGCAGGCACCACAUCCUUUCCAUGGACAUCAAUCUGGGGGUCCCACUUUCCAGGGCUCCCAAGAGCAGAACCCUCCCCUUGCCCAGUCCUUUAAUGUGGGCAUGUUUGCUGCUGCUCCCCCUCAACCAGCCCAGGUGCGUCCGGCGUCGUCGUACGCCCCUGGCUCGUUUUCCAGAGACUUAUUUGAAUUGUAAAUUUUAUUUUAUUUGGUUUGUGUGCUGCUAUUGCUUGCAUUAUUAAGUCACAAAAUUACUCCUUUUGAAAACAAAAAAAAGUUUU
Bufo gargarizans (Asiatic toad) is the source of this 1161-nucleotide messenger RNA. RefSeq lists its product as uncharacterized. Bases 99 to 1076 code for a protein of 325 amino acids. Gene Ontology annotation, biological process: regulation of transcription by RNA polymerase II. The transcript is spliced from 3 exons. Gene Ontology annotation, cellular component: transcription regulator complex; nucleus. Lineage: Eukaryota; Metazoa; Chordata; Amphibia; Anura; Bufonidae. The record is from RefSeq and is a predicted model, not a curated record.